CAAGAGUUCUGCCGUGGGUAAACACUGCAGCAAAGGGGAAUUCCAAGUGUGGCGUGGUUAAACACCAUAGAGAUAACCAGCCUUUGAAAUACCAACGAAUUGUACUGGGUUUUCCCGGAUUUCGCACACUAUGGAAAAGAGUCUGAAUGGCAGCCAAUAUAAAUGAAUGUCUCUUGUCCUGUUCAAGUCAGCGAAAGGAAAUCACCCCCGCAAAACGUACGGCAAUCGCCUAUACUAAGAUAAGUGAUCAUGAAAGCUGCUCUGUGGCUUACGUUCCUGGGCCUUACAACAGUAGCCUAUGCUGCUACAGUUGUUCGAGCUGGUGAAUUCAAGGUGUCACCGCCGGCUGAAGGAAACAAUGUAGACGUCGCUGUGAAGGCGGGCAAGAAACUCGAAGCUCUCGGACGCGUGAUGCAAGGCAAAUUGUCUGAAAGCAGCGCCGAAGCACAGCGGGAAGUGGCCGAAGCACUUGAAGCUCUCGCUGCUGGGGAAGCGGCACUAGACAAGGAGUCCUCCGAGCACUGGGUGGGAGUAGUGGUGCGUGGAGUUGUCGGGGGCGCUGUUGCCCACGGCAUCGACAGGUGGAAGCGCAGGAAGGGUUAAUAAAUUGUUUCUUCAAACGUUGA
This is a messenger RNA of Dermacentor albipictus, 626 nucleotides long. RefSeq lists its product as uncharacterized. The record is from RefSeq and is a predicted model, not a curated record. Lineage: Eukaryota; Metazoa; Arthropoda; Arachnida; Ixodida; Ixodidae.